AAAUUGUUGGCGGGACUGAAACUCAACACCCCUGCUUCAUCAAGUUUCAUGUCUUUGAAAGCUAGCCGAAACAUAAUUCAUUUUUUAACCAAAUAGUUCUGGCAAUGGAUUCUUUUUCUUUGUCCACCUUCAUCUUAUGUUAUGCACUCCUCCCAUUUCUUUCUUUUUCACAGACAUCUCCUCCCUUUUCUCAGUCCAUCUUUCCACCCUUCAAUGCCAGCCAUUCCUAUUACAAUGAUAAUUCUGACACUUUCUUGGUCUCUACUAAUGGCACUUACAAAGCUUCACUCACUAAGCCAUACUCAACAUUUUCUGCUUUCUAUUUGUGUAUCAUCCAUAAGGCCUCUAACACCAUCAUCUGGUCAGCCAACCGCAACAUGCCCAUUUCAGUAACUUCUAGCCUCUUGUUCACCAUCAAUGGCCUUAGCAUCAUUGAUGACUCGAACAAGGUUGUAUGGUCCACACCCUUACUCAACUCUCCGGUUGCUGCUCUCCAGCUUUUAGAAACCGGGAACCUCAUCUUGGUUGAUGCAGAAAAUGUGUCUCUGUGGCAGAGUUUUGAUUAUCCAACAGAUACGCUUGUCAUAGGACAGCGUUUGUAUGUUGGUAAAUCAUUAGUCAGUGCUGUUUCAGAGAGUAACUCCUCUGAGGGUGGUUAUACUCUUGCCGUAACCAGUGAGGAUAUGGUGAUGCAAUGGAAGGGCCAGACUUAUGCGAAAUUAUCCAUGGAUACAGAAGCUUACAAGAACUCAAAUAGCCCCGUGUCUUAUAUGGAAAUGAACAGUACUAGUUUGCAUUUGGUUGGGGGUGAUGGCGUGCAGGUGGUUGUUCAAGUUCUUUUGGUACCAUCAGAUACAAAGAUUGCCAAGUUGGGAAAUGAAGGGGUUUUCAGAAUCAACAACAUGGAUGUCAACAAUAUGGUGGCGGAUUUUGCAAUGCCAGUAGAUACUUGCCAAGUUCCAUUCACAUGUGGAAAAAUGGGAUUAUGCACGAAUCAGACGUGUAUAUGCCCUUCAGGUUUUUCCCACAAGGAAUUGAAUAACAAUGGUUGUGUGACAAAACAAGUCUUAGAAGAGACAAUCUCUUUGCCUUCUGCUUGUACUGCAAGAGGUAAUGUUAGUGAAUUCAAUUCCUCGACUUUUUAUGUGGAAAUGCAAAAUGGUAUAGACUACUUUGUUAAUCAUUUCACUGAGCCUGUUAAGUAUGGAGUGCACUUAUCGCUAUGUCAGAAUCUAUGCUCACAAAAUUGUUCUUGCCCGGGCAUUUUCCAUAAAAAUUCAUCUGGUUCUUGUUAUCUUCUUGAUUACAAUUUGGGUUCCUUCGUGUUAAACUCUGAUGCUCAGGGAGGUCCAUUAGGGUACAUAAAGGCUUUCCUAAACGUUUCGACUGAGCAUAAGAAACAUAGUUUUCCAAUGUCAGCUUUGGUGGUGAUCAUAAUGUUGUCGGGGUUGUUCAUGAUAAUCACCAUGGUGGUCCUAGUAAUUAUAUGGUUGAGAAAGAAAAGGCCUACUGGAGUAAAUUUAGACAGAUGGGAUUCAUCUUCAUCAGCAGAGCUGGAGAUGAUCUCUAUUCCGGGUUUGCCCAGGAGGUUUAAUAAUGAAGAGCUUGUAGCUGCAACAGAAAAUUUUAAGAGCCAAAUUGGCAGUGGAGGAUUUGGUACAGUAUAUAAAGGUACUAUACUAGACAAUACUGUAGUGGCAGUGAAGAAAAUAACGAGUUUGGGAGACCGAGGGAAGAUGGAAUUUUGCGCAGAGACAGCAACAAUUGGAAGCAUCCACCAUGUCAAUCUGGUUAAGUUGAGAGGUUUCUGCAUCCAUAGGAGACAAUGCUUUCUUGUUUAUGAGUAUAUGAACAGAGGUUCAUUGGAGAAGAUCCUUUUUGGUAAUGACCCGGUUUUAGAAUGGCCAAAAAGGUAUGAAAUAGCACUUGGAAUGGCAAGAGGACUUGCUUACUUGCACAGCGGAUGUGAACCCAAGAUCAUCCACUGUGACAUCAAACCGGAGAACAUUCUUUUACAUGAUGAUUUGCAAGUCAAGAUAGCAGAUUUUGGGCUUGCCAAGCUGUUAUAUGAUGAGAAAUCCAAACUAUUGACGACAUUGAGAGGAACUCGGGGCUACCUAGCACCUGAAUGGCUAACUAGCUGUGGAAUCACAGACAGAACUGAUGUGUACAGCUACGGUAUGGUUUUACUUGAACUUGUGAGGGGAAGUAGAAAUUGUUUGUUUCAGAGCAGUGGGAAUGAAAAUGGUGAAGGAAAUGGACCGUCAUUCUCUUCUACCAAUUCGGAACUCCAAGUAAUAUAUUUCCCUCCAAUUGCAUUAGAAAUGCAUAAGCUAAAGAGAUACAUGGAACUAGCAGACCCGAGGUUAGAGGGUCAUGUGAGGAGUGAGGAAGUUGAGAAGCUAGUGAAGGUAGCCUUGUGUUGUGUGCAUGUAGUGCCAACACUGAGGCCAAGUAUGAGCAAUGUGGUUGCUAUGUUGGAAGGCAGAUUACCAGUAGGGGAGCCCAGGAUUGAGGCACUUGAAUUUUUACAGCUCUAUGGUGGAAAAUUAAACGAGGCAUCCAGAAAGCUUAGAGGGAGGGAUUCAGUAGUAGAAGAAGAAGUUCGUUCUCUUAUGGCAGAGGAACUUACAUACCUCUGAUUGCAGCAAAAAUCCAAGCUGUGUUCGAGUCAGAAUUUUUUUUUUUUAUAUAUUUUUUAGACAGAACUGUUGUUGGAGGUAAAUUUCUUGUUGCUUAAUUAUGUAAUAAUUUUCUCAUUGAAGGAGCUGUCUUCGUUUCAGAAUUAAGGUGAUUUGUUCAUUGAAGUCUAUUCAACAAAUUUAUCGCUUAGUUUCUGAAGUUAGACAGGAGUCAGACAACUUAAUUAAGGUGUUGUGUCCAUGAAAGAGGGUCAUAUUUCAUUUCACCAUCUGUGUUAAUAUGUACUCAUUUGAUGUUG
Messenger RNA from Rosa chinensis, 2941 nucleotides. RefSeq names its product G-type lectin S-receptor-like serine/threonine-protein kinase At5g35370. The transcript has a single exon. The record is from RefSeq and is a predicted model, not a curated record. Gene Ontology annotation, molecular function: ATP binding; protein serine/threonine kinase activity. Gene Ontology annotation, biological process: protein phosphorylation. The coding region runs from base 105 to 2642 and encodes 845 amino acids. NCBI's taxonomy places the organism in Eukaryota, Viridiplantae, Streptophyta, Magnoliopsida, Rosales, Rosaceae.